Messenger RNA from Danaus chrysippus (African queen), 1623 nucleotides. The record is from the annotation of a GenBank genome assembly. NCBI's taxonomy places the organism in Eukaryota, Metazoa, Arthropoda, Insecta, Lepidoptera, Nymphalidae.
AUGUUUGGUAUAGAACCGCGAGUAAGGCUUAUGACUUCGCCUUUGCCUCGAGAUGUUAUUGAGGAUAUACGAGAUGAAGAUGAUCUAGAAAAUGCGUUAAAUAAAAUAAAUAUGACGGAUAGUACAGAUACUGCAGAAACUGAGCCUGUAGCUAGUUGUAGUGGAGAGCAUCAGAUUAUAACUGGAGCCAAACAAGCCGCAGAGAGUUCAUCCAAAACAAGUGAAGAAUCACCAGUCGAAGUAGAAGCCAGUCAAUAUGAUAUUGAAGCUGGAGCAUCUACGGCUGAAGAGCCUCUAAUAAUACCACCAAAUGACAAAGACAUCGAAGUUAUUACAAAUGUGAAUCAACAAAUAAUGACAUCCAGAGAAGCGGCACAUCAAAACUUAAAAAAACAGGACAGGAGAAUGACAUUAGCUUCAGAUAAAAUACACGUUCCAGUAGAAAUCGGCGAUAAUGUAAUUAUACAAAUCCCAGAUGUCGACAGAGCAAAAGCAAAUCUACGUAAUAUAGUCGGAGUGAUUCUUCAAAAGGAUGAUCAGGGUUUUCACAAGAUUGGAACGAAAUAUGGAAUGCUCGACAAAUUAUAUUGCAGGUAUGAACCUACCAGCGAUUUUUCAGGGGUGCUGAUUUCAGUCCCGGAAAGUCCAACCACUUUCUUAAAUCCUACCGGCUUAAUGCCUAUUUCAGAUGUGCUCUCUGCCUUCCAUGCUAACAAACAUGAUCCUGUUAAGAUUUGCGAUAUCUUUGAAGAGACGCCGAUUGAAGAACGGCAAUUAUUAAAUUCUUUAGUUAAACAACAAUUCGGCUGCCAUAUGCCACAGUUAUACUAUAAUGUUACGAAAUGCAUAGCUUCACUCAAUUUCGAUUUUGAAUUUUUAAUUCCUAGAAAAUUUGAUGUUGAACAAAUAACUUUAGAAGAUAGACAGAUAAUAGAUUACCAGAUUCAUGGAUCAUACUUUAUUAAUAUCGCUACAGGAUUAUCACAUGACAUUGAUCAACAUGUUGAUAUUAUAAUGAUAACUACUCCUCAAAAUGGAAUGCAAAAUAGAGAGUGUGAAACAGUCACAUUGAUGGAAGAUCCAGUUAUGGAAAUUGUAGAAACUAAUCCUCCUGAUGGAACUGAUGUUGCUAAAAUUGUCGAAAUGGGCCAAAACGCAUCACUAAACUGUGAACAGCGAGUAGCGUUAGCACUUGCGUUAUGUACGAGUCCAAUAGAUGAUCCUGGCCCACCAGAGGAAUUGCCGCACAAAUUGAAUUCCACUAGAAAUGAUGAAUCUGUUGUGACUUCCCCAUCAACUGUUAGAAAACAGAGAAUUUCAAGAUUUACUCUACCACGAGCUGAACGAUCUGCUGCUGGAGAAUUUCGUCUUCAAUAUUAUAAAAGGAAGACUGAUGAUAUUGUGAUCUACGAAGUUGAACACCAAGGGAUGAUUGCACAUAUUACCACUAACAUUACUUGUGCUUUAGAGCUGGCGAAAACGCAUGUUGGAUCACAUACUAUAAAACUUGGAAUAUACAAUUUCAUCUGUCCAAAUAAUACAGCAGAGCUCGCGCGUAAUUACGCUUAUUGGCUUUAUUGCCAAAUAACUGAUGGACAUCUGAACCUGAGUAUCAGGGUGUGA